AUGGCGACAACGAGCCUCUCCAAAAGAAAACAAAUCAGAUUGUCAUCUAACAGCAGUAAUCGCGAUUCUCAAAAGAUCAGCAAGGGACAUGUACACGCCUUGCAAUGUCUAAACAGAAUGGAAGAGUUAAGAGCGAGCGAGAUCCUUUGUGAUGUUGUUUUGGAGAGCAACGACGGAAAACUUUUCAAAGUGCAUAAACUUGUUUUGGCUUCCUGCAGCUCGUACUUUCAAGCCAUGUUCACAAAUGAGAUGAGGGAAUCCAGGGAGAGCAAGAUUAAAAUGGCCUUAGAGUCGAAUGUUUUGAAAGUUCUGGUAGAAUAUGCUUACACCUGCAAAAUGGACCUCAAAUCUCUGGCUGAUGUCAAAGAUGUCUUGGUUGCCGCCAACAUGUUGUUGUUUUCCGGAGUGGAAACUGUUUGUGUGGAUUUCAUUAGCAAAAAAAUCAGCAAGAGCAACUGUGUCGAUAUACUAACAUUUGCUGAAGCAAUAUCAAGUGAGGAAUUAUUAAAAAAUGCGUUUGAAUACAUGGAGAGGAACAUUAUGGAAAUUAGUUCUCACAAAGGUUUCCUCUCCUUGCCUACAAAUCUGAUGACCAAACUUGCAUCCUCUGAAAAUCUGAACAUUUGCAGUGGUGAAGAGGGACUUCUAAAACUUGUUUUGUCAUGGGUAAAUCAUGAUCCCGAUAGCCGAUUUCCACAUGUUCCUGAUGUAAUAAAAAAUGUGCGACUUCCUCUUAUUCCAAGAAAUCAUCUGAUACAAUGUCUUGGAACUGAAUUUGAAGUACUCAAGAAACAUGGUUGUCAAGCUCUCAUAGAAGAAAUAGAUAACUAUCAGCUGCAUCCAGAGAAGAGGUGUUUUAUUCAAACACUCCGAACACACCCCAGGCAAAACACUCCUAAAAAGCUGUGCAUAGCAGGUGGCCUGUCAGGAUUUGACAGUCCUGAUAGAUAUUUGAACAGAAUGGACUACUUCUACUUGGAGGAUGAAGAGAAAUGGGGAGAAAUGCAGUCAAUGUCUGUUGCCCGAGAAUCAGCAGCCGUUGUUAAACUCAAUGGCCUCAUCUAUGUGAUCGGUGGGGUUAGUUUCACAGCUAACCUUGGCUCUGUUGACUGCUACAACCCACAACUGGACUCAUGGAGUGAACUUCCACCACUUAAACUUUGCAAGGGGCAAGUGGCUGGCACUGUAUUCAAUGGAUGUAUCUAUGUGAUUGGGGGAACAGAUGAUUACCUCAGGGAAGGUCUGAAAACUGUAGAGAAGUACGACCCAUUUACUAAUGAAUGGGAGGUGAUCACGCCCAUGCACACGGGCAGAGGAGUUCUUGGUGUGGCUACGCUAGAAGGCAAAAUAUACGCUUGUGGCGGAGCAAAUUUCAAUUUUGCGUUCUCGUCCGUUGAAGCUUACGACCUGCAGAAAAAUCGGUGGCACUCUGCUCCGCCCAUGAAAAGAGCACGAGCUUUUCAUGACGUGGUCGUUGCGCACGGUUGUCUGUACGCGCUUGGAGGCGCUGAAAUGCAGAAUGGUCAGAUAGCAAACGUUCAAGCCUCGGUAGAGAAAUUUUGUCCACAAAAAAAUCACUGGACUAUUAUAAAAUCUCUGAACUUGCCUGCCUGGGGAAUCAGGGCUGCAGUUAAUGAGAGACCACGUGAUCAGGACGUGGAUGUUUACAUCGUUGGACAGUUUGUUGUGGGAUCAGAUUACGGUGCGAUAGCCAGACUCUGCCUUGGUGAUGACGAUACGUACAUGCUUGUGCGCGUUCCGUAUGUCGACGAACCAUCACCUAGGAUUCAGGCAGGAGUUGUCAUAUUGCCAUGAAGGUAUUGAUAUGCAGAAUAUAAGAACAUUUUAUUUAAGACUUACGAGAAGUCUAACUUUAUCGCACACUUUAAAAAAAGUUCACAUUUACCGCUUGCCAAGGUAAAGGGUGUGUCUCGACACCCGUUUCCUUAAAGGAGACAUUGAAAAUAUACCAUGGAACAUAAAGACAAGCUGGCCGAUGUUAUUGUAUCACUCAAAGCGAAAACU
This is a messenger RNA of Pocillopora damicornis (cauliflower coral), 2025 nucleotides long. RefSeq names its product kelch-like protein 12. Gene Ontology annotation, molecular function: protein binding. Lineage: Eukaryota; Metazoa; Cnidaria; Anthozoa; Scleractinia; Pocilloporidae. The record is from RefSeq and is a predicted model, not a curated record.